CCCGUUCACUGCUCGGAAGGAUGGAAACAAUGCAGCGAAGCCUAGAGUGGGCAAGGGGUACGCUCUUGAAUGUUGCUUCAGCAGACGGCCUGAUAGCUUAAGUGUCCGAGUUCAUCGAGGAGAUUCGCACCUAUGGUCGGCAUGCACAACAAGUUCCGGUUACCAGGCUCCAUUGACUUGGACUGGAGCAAUGGGGGCUCCUCAUUAUCACAUCACCGGAGAGCAGCUGAGGUUUCUCAUGUCCUGUGCUUUCAGCCUCUCUCAGAUGGCUGAGAUUUUCCAUGUGUCCCGUUCCACAGUCAAACGGCGUCUACGACGCUUGAAUCUUUCACAGGCAGGGCGUUUUUCAGACUUGUCAGACACUGCUCUGGACGAUAAGGUUAAGGACCUUGUGGCUGGGAAUGACAGAGUUGGACCGGAGUCCGUCCGAGCACAACUGAGGGCAGAGGGAAUCCGGGUGCAGAGACGCAGAGUGAGGGACAGUAUGGUUCGCGUUAACCCGAGGGCGGUUGCCCUCAGAGCCAUGUCUCAGAGGCUGCACAGAAGGUCCUACUGUGUCACUGGUCCAAAUUCUUUAUGGCACCUGGAUGGAAACCACAAACUGAUAAGGUGGAGGAUAGUCAUCCACGGUGGCAUUGAUGGCUACAGUCGCCUUGUUGUGUUUCUCCGUGCUUCCAGCAGCAAUCGCAGCAGUACUGUAAUGGACUGCUUCAUGAAAGCAGUGACCAGAUAUGGUGUUCCGUCCAGGGUCAGAACAGACCACGGAGGAGAAAACAACGCUGUCUGUUUAUUCAUGAACAUUUUCCGAGGGUCUGGUAGAGGCAGUGCUUUGAGGGGAAGGAGCACACACAAUCAGAGGAUUGAGAGACUGUGGCGUGGCCUGACCAAUGUCUACUACCAUCUGUUCAAUUUCCUUGAGAGUGAGGGGAUUGUGGACAUUGACAAUGAAAUGCAUGUCUGGGCUCUGCAUUAUGUGUAUCUCCCUAGAAUAAAUAGAGACAUGGCAGACUUCUGCCGGCAGUGGAACCACCAUGGUUUGAGGACUGAGAGGCACCAGUCCCCUCUGCAGAUCUUCGUUAGAACCUGCCUUGCACAACAGAGGCUACCUAUUACUGCAAUGCAGGACCUCUUUGCUGCCACACCCACAGGAGGUGAAAGGGCAGACAGCACUGUACCCAGAGGUAUGGACGGGGCGGGGCGGCUCAGGGCGGUGGCGGCAGGGACACCUGUUGUUCACUGGCCAGAGAGAGUGACCAUACCUCCAAACCAGUUUACUUUGGGAAAUGCUCUCAUGCAAGUACUUGCCGCACAAAUCAAUCCCCUCGGAGGCCUCAGAACAGCCCUUGGAAUGGACAUCCUGCAAGAGGUCAUUUCUUUCCUGGAGUCCUCAAAUGACCAAUAAGAUUUUGGACUUUCAGACAAGGAAUACGAAAUGAGAAUUAUAUUUGCACUGCCAGUUGCACUGCUACUUACUUUACUCUGUAAACGUUUUUUUUUUGCUUUUUGUCUUUUAUUGACCUUUUUGAUGUUUCAUCAACUGGUGCCAAGUUGUUGAACAG
This is a messenger RNA of Hypomesus transpacificus, 1559 nucleotides long. RefSeq lists its product as uncharacterized. Lineage: Eukaryota; Metazoa; Chordata; Actinopteri; Osmeriformes; Osmeridae. Bases 191 to 1402 code for a protein of 403 amino acids. Gene Ontology annotation, biological process: DNA integration. Gene Ontology annotation, molecular function: nucleic acid binding. The transcript is spliced from 5 exons. The record is from RefSeq and is a predicted model, not a curated record.